Molecule: messenger RNA, 790 nt
Organism: Glycine soja
Lineage: Eukaryota; Viridiplantae; Streptophyta; Magnoliopsida; Fabales; Fabaceae
Product: early nodulin-like protein 1
Exons: 2
Coding region: 93-644 (183 amino acids)
Cellular component (GO): plasma membrane
Molecular function (GO): electron transfer activity
Source: RefSeq, a predicted model, not a curated record
CACCAGUAUUCACUCACUCACUUCAGUGUCAUUUUUUCUUAUUCUCUUCCUCUCUCUCUACUCUGAGACACAAAGGAAAAUUAUAAGAAAUUAUGGCUGGUUAUUCAAAAGCUUCAGCUCUUUGGAUCCUUUUUCUUCUCUUUGGCUUCUCUGUAGCUAAGGAAAUUUUGGUUGGAGGUAAGACUGAUGCAUGGAAGGUUUCAGCCUCUGAAUCAGAUUCACUCAACCAAUGGGCAGAAAAGUCUCGUUUCCAAGUUGGAGACUAUCUUGUUUGGAAAUAUGAUGGUGGAAAAGACUCAGUGUUGCAAGUGAGCAAAGAGAACUAUGUGAAUUGCAGCAUCUCAAACCCCAUAAAGGAGUACAAUGAUGAUACCACAAAGGUUCAGCUUGAGCAUCCAGGGCCAUUCUACUUCAUCAGUGGUGCAAAGGGUCACUGUGAGAAGGGUCAGAAGCUUGUUGUGGUGGUUUUGACUCCAAGGAGAGGAACAAGGUUCACUGGUUUUGCUGCACCUUCACCAGCUCCUUCUGCUUCUGCUGAGUUUGAAGGUCCUGCUGUUGCUCCCACUAGCACUGCCAAUGCUUUGAAUGGGGGAAUUUUGAUGGUGGCUAUGGGAAUGAUUGCUAUGUGGGUUUUUUUUAUGUGAAUUGGUGUUAGUGUUGUUUAACUUGGUGUAUGAGACUGUCACAGUGAGGUGAUUGUCUGUGGUGUUAUUUUUUGUAGGAAAAAAUAUGAUUUGAUUCAUUUUUAUAAUAUAUAUUAUCUAUGUUCUGGCCUUUGCCCCGUUUACAA